AUGAGGCCAAGGCAGAAGAGGAACGCCCACAGCCUGCUGGACGAGGAGAAUGAGCCAAGGCAAGAGAAGAGGACGCCCACACUGCUGGACGAGGAGAAUGAGCCAAGGCAGAAGAGGAACGCCCACAGCCUGCUGGACGAGGAGAAUGAGGCCAAGGCAGAAGAGAACGCCCACAGCCUCCUGCUGGACGAGGAGAAUGAGGCCAGCAGAAGAGGAACGCCCACAGCCUGCUGGACGAGGAGAAUUGAGGCCAAGGCAGAAAGGAACGCCCACAGCCUGCUGGACGAGGAGAAUGAGGCCAAAGGCAGAAGAGGAACGCCCACAGCCUGCCUGGACGAGGAGAAUGAGGCCAAGGCAAAGAGGAACGCCCACAGCCUGCUGGACGAGCCAAGCAGAAGAGGAACGCCCAGAGCCUGCUGGACGAGGAGAAUGAGGCCAAGGAGAAAGAGGAACGCCCACAGCACUGCUGACGAGGAGAAUGAGGCCAAGGCAGAAGAGGAACGCCCACAGCCUGCUGGACGAGCAGAAUGA
Molecule: messenger RNA, 531 nt
Organism: Penaeus vannamei (Pacific white shrimp)
Lineage: Eukaryota; Metazoa; Arthropoda; Malacostraca; Decapoda; Penaeidae
Source: RefSeq, a predicted model, not a curated record